GAAAAUUUCAGUUGUCGGCUCCUGAAUUCGGAAGUUAUCUUGGGAGAAACAAAUGGUGCAAGUGUCAUAGACUGUCCUCGUUAUACAAUCUUUUUAAGGGAACAUGAAGAUUUUAAUCCCCCUAGUGCUGUUCAUCACAGCCUCCAAUGGAUUCGGAGAUAGGUUGUGGAAGAGGCAAGUAGUUGCUUACACCUCCAACGUUGCCCAUAAAGACCCCCAGUAUCCAGACCAAAGCGCCAGGAGCACCGUCAGCGUCUCCUUCAACACAAACCACCAGCAGGACCUUAAGAAGACUCCUCGUUACACUUCUUCAUUCCAAAAGUCGCCUACCUUUGACCACCCGUUACCUACGCCAGUUUUCAGGAACACCCAAAUCGCCACUGUACCUCAUGGUGACAACGGCAACACUCAGCUCUUCAAUGUCGGCUACAGUGUCAGGUUCCAAGGAAAGAGCACGCCCAUACAACGAGACGUCCCGAGCUUUAUGAGACCGAAUUUGGACAAUGGAGAAAUUAUAACCGGCACCAGAAAGGCCAACGAACAAGUCAGCGCCCCACAAGCCAUGGAAUCAACUCAACAGUUGACGGUCAACAGUUUGGAUGAAAAGAAACACAAACUGUCCGGCAUUAAACCCAAACCGAAAUUCCAAAUCCCAUUAGGCAAACCCGAAAAAGUUUACCUAGCCCCCCAGACUCAAAAGUACUUGAAACAACUCGAACAAGGCACCAAACCUUUGUUCAAAUCCACUGAGGACGCCAAGAAAUACCACGACCAAACUUACUCCUGGAGAAACCUGGGACCGUCGGUGGAGAUCAUCAGAAGCAGUGAGAUUCCCUCAACCAGCCAGGAAUUUGAUCAUUCUUCCGCGUUGGGGCGCAGCCAAAGUUUCGACUUCUCCAACGGCGUGGAUAUUAAUCAGCCGUCCGCAACUAGCUCAUACCCUUCCUUCAACUACCAAUCCAACACGCAACAGCAAUUCCUACCCCCCAUUUCCACCAAGGUAGAAACUAAACCACUGCUCUUCAGCCAAAUUCCCACAACAACACCCCCAGUUAAUCAAGGCGUGGCGAAAUUCCCCCUCGACACGAGUUUACUGCGAGAUCCUUACGUGACAACGAACAUCAACAACGUGCCAAAGACUACCAACGUCGUUCCGAUUCACUUCAACGUCAGACCUUUGGAGGAGGUCAUGAAGAACCACCUUCAGGCCGCUAAAAACAACUUGGAACAAACCAUUGUUCAAUCUACGCCAGAGUAUUACCAAAACCCUAUUCCACAACCUCAGCCCUACUCGCAGUAUGCCCAAAACGUCCAAUACAACCAACAAGUCAGAUAUGAGGUACCCCAAAGCCCGAUCUAUCAGACCUUACACAAAGAUGAGUCACAGGAGUACGAACAACAACACCACCAAGAAGAGGACUCGUACUUGAGCUACGGACAGCAGGAUCAGAAGUACCAGAACUACGACAGUCAAGAACAGGUCUAUCAUCAAGAGUACAACCAAAAUCAAAACAAACAGCAAUAUAAAAUUUAUGGCAAACCGAAACCUUUGAAGACGGUGACUGUUAAGUACAGCCACAAAGGGCACAACAAAGAUAUCCACAGACAACCCAGGAUUUUACCUAAUCCGUACAAAAUGGUGUUGUCUUUGAGGCCGCCUCCCGCCAAACACACGCAGAUACAAAGAAAAGUACUGGUUAAUUAUUAUUAGAUUUAAAUUGAUUUUUAGGUUCGUCUGAUACUUCUUUUAGAAAACUGUU
Aethina tumida (small hive beetle) is the source of this 1760-nucleotide messenger RNA. RefSeq lists its product as uncharacterized. The record is from RefSeq and is a predicted model, not a curated record. The transcript has 2 exons. Bases 104 to 1711 code for a protein of 535 amino acids. Lineage: Eukaryota; Metazoa; Arthropoda; Insecta; Coleoptera; Nitidulidae.